Molecule: messenger RNA, 657 nt
Organism: Rotaria socialis
Lineage: Eukaryota; Metazoa; Rotifera; Eurotatoria; Philodinida; Philodinidae
Source: the annotation of a GenBank genome assembly
AUGGCAUCCAUGUUAUUCCGUAGUGUUUCAGUUUAUUCAUUACGUUCAUUUAUAUUAUUUAUUUUCGGUUGUACAUUAGCUGUUGUUUUAAUGAGUUUUCAAUAUGAACAUAAAUUAUCAUUAUUCAAUUCUCCUCGUCUCAUGCUUACUUUACCUGCAUUGAGUCUCGUAUCCGUAUGUGGUUUUGGUGCUGCUUUGGUGGGUCUUCUUUAUCCCAAACUCAUGUCUCCUGGCGAUUACACAUCUACACUUGACGAUAGUGACGAUACUAUGCAAAAAUCUCGAAUUUGUAAAUCAUUAGUAAUAUUUGUUGGUAUCAACCAUUUAUGUGCAAAAAUUCCAUUUCAAAGCGAUCUUCACUUUUCCAUCAUAGUAGUCUGUUUGUGCAUAGGAUUUUGGUGGUGCUUCGAUAGAAGUAUAGUUGCGUUUACUUUUUCAAGUGUACUCUCACUAAUAUUAACAAUGACAACAGAAAUUUUAUUACGAGCUGGUGCAUUAGAAUACACCAAUUCUGAUCUAUACUUAAAAACUUGUGUACCUUGUCUAACAUUUGCCGGUGCUAUUCUUACUAUACAAAUCACAAAAUUUUUAUCUCAAAAUAAUCAAUCAUUGCCAUCGAAUAUUCAAAUUCAACAAGACCAUCUACACAAUGAAUAA